Molecule: messenger RNA, 1391 nt
Organism: Osmerus eperlanus (European smelt)
Lineage: Eukaryota; Metazoa; Chordata; Actinopteri; Osmeriformes; Osmeridae
Exons: 8
Coding region: 327-1262 (311 amino acids)
Source: RefSeq, a predicted model, not a curated record
AGCACAACCAUGUACAACUUCUUAGAAGUAUGUCCUACCGCAAGUUGAGGGAUGCAGUUAUAGCCUUUUUGCAGCUUCUGUCUGCAGACUUUUGCUGGGGAUUCAAAUGUCCCAUCUGCCAAGAGAACUUCAAUGAGAUUGUUAUGGAUGGCACCUCUUUGGGGUAUCAGCAGCGGUAUGCCCUCAAAGAAAGGCUUGUUCCUGGCCAAACUGUAAUGAACAGUGGAAGAUAAUCACAGAACGAGAACUUUAUUCCUGAGCCAGACCUCCGUAAGCUGCUGCAGCGCUACAGUGCAGACGGGCUCCUCCCUGGAGAACACAGGGAAAUGAUGUUACAGAGUGCCAAAAGCGCCCCAUUCCUCCUGCCCCUUUUGCAGAAGCUGGCCCUGACUUCACCCACACACGCAAGUGAGCCCUACCGCCCUCUCUUAACACAAGUCAGCAAGAACUCCCCUGCCUGUGCUCUGCUACGUCCCAGUAAAGAACUCGGGGAGUUGAUGUCAGAGAUGGAGGGAUUGCAGUACUGCCAGAUCGAGCGGCAACCAGCACUUUUGGGGAAACUUGCCAAGGAAUGCCCUUUGUUUUUUAGCUUGGUUGGGAUGGAAGGGACUUUUUCUCAGGAGGUGGUACCCAUCUUUCAGUGCGUCUAUAAAAAGGCACUGGAAACAGUGUCCACACCUCCGGUCUCGACACCCCUAACUUCCCCAGAGGAUCCUGGGCAUUACUUCCCCAAUCUGCCUCCUGUGAGGGACAGAGGCACGUACACUACAGACAGGUGUAAAAAGGAGGCCAGUGACUGUAGGAAGACAGCAGGCAGACACCCUAACCUGAUCCCUGGCAUAUUCACCCUGUUCUGCACACAUGGUGUUUGUCUUGGGUUUUCAAUAAUGGAGCAAGUGGAGUCGGUGAACGUGCCGUUUACCAUACUCUGCACACGUUUUCGACAAUACCCCAAGAUAGUCAUAUAUGACAAUGCCUGUCAGCUGCAAACAUACUGCUUGCGGAGGGACCCAGGUUUUUUUAGAGAGACUUGGUUUCUUGUGGAUCGUUUGCACUGGCGCAACCACUCAGGGUGUAACAUUGGAUACAAUCUGGACAGCUAUCCUCAGUUCCAGAAAAUAAAUUCUCAGGUGGCAGAGCAGAAUAACUCGCUCCUGAAGAAGAUGAAAGGACAACUGUCCUACAUGAACAGGGAGAACUUCAUCAGGCAUCUGAUGCUCUUCUUGUGGCACAGAUCAUGCAAAGUCAUUACAAAACUUUGAGGUAUGUAAUGACUUGGAGCAAUACACCCAAGACCAUCAACCGAAGGAUAUUGGCAGCAAACUCACAACCACAGGAUGAAGGAUAUCGGCAGCCAACUCAACCACAAUAUCUCAAAAGUCAUUUUUCCA